This is a messenger RNA of Carya illinoinensis, 1986 nucleotides long. RefSeq names its product putative laccase-9. The transcript is spliced from 7 exons. Gene Ontology annotation, cellular component: apoplast. Gene Ontology annotation, molecular function: hydroquinone:oxygen oxidoreductase activity; copper ion binding. Gene Ontology annotation, biological process: lignin catabolic process. The coding region runs from base 77 to 1852 and encodes 591 amino acids. Lineage: Eukaryota; Viridiplantae; Streptophyta; Magnoliopsida; Fagales; Juglandaceae. The record is from RefSeq and is a predicted model, not a curated record.
AGUAAGCCAAAAUUUCACCACUGCAGGUUACAAAUUGUAUGAGCCGGACAGCUUGAGAAGUCACUGUGAGGGAUCCAUGGCUCUGACUUCAGGGUUUCUUGUGGUCCUUCUCCUAAUCUGCUGGAUGGACCAUGGUUUGGCUCAAGCCAACACGAUCCAUUACUAUGACUUUGUUCUGAAGGAGACAAACUUUACAAGGUUGUGCAGCAGCAAGAGCAUGUUGGUUGUAAAUGAAAGUUUGCCAGGCCCUGUCAUUCGGGUAACAAAAGGAGAUACUGUUUAUGUUAAUGUCCAUAAUCAAGGAUCCUAUGGUGUUACCAUUCAUUGGCAUGGAGUACAUCAACCAAGGAAUCCAUGGUCGGAUGGUCCAGAGUACAUAACACAAUGUCCAAUAGAGCCAUCAACCAAUUUUACUUAUGAAAUCAUAAUUUCAGAUGAGGAAGGCACCCUUUGGUGGCAUGCACAUAGUGAUUGGACCCGAGCUGGUGUCCAUGGUGCUAUUGUAGUUUUGCCAUCCAACGACACAGGUUUCCCCUUUCCCCAGCCAGAUGCUGAAGAAAUUGUCGUUCUCGGAUCUUGGUAUACGGGUGACGUGAACGAGGAAGUUGCAGAGGACCUCGAAGCUGGGGGAGACACUCCUGGCUCCAAUUCUUAUAUCAUCAAUGGCCAACCGGGUGAUUUCCUCCCUUGCUCUAACCAAAGUACAUACAAAUGGCAAGUGGAUUACGGCAAGACUUAUCUGCUUCGCUUGGUGAAUGCAGCCAUGAGCGCAGAGCUCUAUUUUGCUAUUGCUCAACACAGCCUCACGGUGGUAGGAUUGGAUGGAUCAUACCUGAAACCUGUUGUCACUGAUUUUGUGAUGAUUGCCCCGGGACAAACAAUGGACAUUUUGGUCAAAGCAAAUCAGCCUCUUGGCCGAUAUUACAUUGCUGCUAGACAGUUUGACAGUGUCAGGCCGGAUGUCACAGAUUAUGAUCAAACAAAUGCCACUGCAAUUCUUGAAUAUUCAGGCAAUUACAGUACUUCCUCAUCAACACCAAUUUUCCCUAGCAGUCUUAAAACAUACCAGGACAUCAAAUCUGCAUUGAACUUCACCAACCGUCUUAGUAGUUUAGCAGACCAAGACCAUCCCGUUAAUAUCCCCAUAAACAUCACUACUAGAAUGUAUAUCACAGUUACGAUGAACAAUGUUGUCUUUGACUAUGAGGGAGUCUCAAAAAGGGCACUUUCUUCUGCCUUAAACAACGUCAGCUGGAUUAACCAAGAUACAGAUGUACUGCUUGCCUACUACAGGAACUUGAGUGGGUUUUACACCACAGAUUUUCCAGAUUUCCCACCUAGUUUUUUCAACUUCACAGCUUUGGAUGUACCUGACAAUGCCACCGAUACCGUCCAAGGAACCAAGGUGAAGAUGCUUGAUUAUAAUGAAGAGGUGGAGAUAGUGUUUCAGGGCACCAAUGUGUUUGAUGCAUUGGAGGAUCAUCCAAUGCACCUACAUGGCUACACCUUUUAUGUGGUUGGCUCAGGAGGUGGCAACUUUGAUACUGAGACUGACCCAAAAUGCUACAAUUUGGUUGACCCGCCUAAGAUGAAUACCGUUUCCUUGCCUAAGAAUGGAUGGGUUGCUCUUAGAUUCAAAGCAAGUAAUCCUGGAGUAUGGCUAUGGCACUGUCAUUUGGAUAGACAUCUAAGUUGGGGUAUGAACACUGUCUUUAUAGUGAGAAAUGGUGGCACACCUGAGACAAGUAUCCGUGAACCACCUCCUUACUUGCCGCCUUGUAAGGGUUCAUCGCCGAUUCAGCUCUUAAAUUUUGACAAAUCGAAUGAGAAUAAAUUAAAUAUGAUCAAUUAAGUGGACGUCUCCUAGAUAUGGAGUAUUUGCUUUAUGUAUCUAAAAGUACCUCGAGUAGAUCUAAAUAAAAAGAUAUGAACUGUAACCCAUGAGUUUAAUGACUUCUCAUUACCAUCAUUGCUACUGAAAAUAAG